Molecule: messenger RNA, 531 nt
Organism: Candida albicans SC5314
Lineage: Eukaryota; Fungi; Ascomycota; Pichiomycetes; Serinales; Debaryomycetaceae
Exons: 1
Coding region: 1-531 (176 amino acids)
Source: RefSeq, a predicted model, not a curated record
AUGGAAGACAGAGCAAUACAUACUUCUCCAACACGAUGGUUGCACUACUAUUCAUCAACUACAGACACUGCAAACUCAGGAUUGCAAAAAGUUGAUACAAGAUGGCUGAACAAAACUUAUUUCCCAAAACAAGCUAUCCAACUUGAGUCCUUUGAAGGUGACAAUUUGAUAACACAAAGCAAGCCAUCGAUGUUCUCACGACUAUUAUCGAAAUUUAGAAGUAUAGGUAAAAAAGAAAUCGUACCUCCAAACUAUAGGUCACUGUCUAUUUUGUCUGAAAAGAUCCAUAAGAAUCAUUCUGUAAGUGCUUUCUUCCCAUCAACAACUUCUAAGGAAACGCCCUAUGAAAACAUAUUUUCUCCACUGGUUGAUAAACCCAUGGAUACCAUCGAUACAAUUCAAGAAAAUAAUUGUACAAUGGCAUUUAUUAAACACGAUUGUCGCACGGAGUCAAAUUUCUUUAGCAGCGAUUUUUUUAGAGAUAGCGUUAGACCAGUUAUUGAUUACGAUGAAAGUGAAAUUACAGAUUAG